AUGGACCAGGGUCCUAUAACAUCUGUUUCCACAUCUAUUGUGCUUCAUGAAGACAAAAAAUACUAUCCAGAUGCUGAAGAAGUAUUUGGACGGGAUGUGGAAACUCUUAUUCAAGAUACUGAUACCCAAUCGCUAUCCGAGCCCAUUAUAGCACCAAUAAAGACAAAAGUAUUCUCAGUGGAGGAGAGUGAGCUUCCAGAGGUUUUCUAUUCAAGGGCAUACCAAGCAAACCUCAUGGGACUACCUGACCAAAUAAGAAAUGUGGCCAUAGCUGGUCAAAUUCAUCAUGGUAAAACAUCCUUGGUAGAUAUGUUGGUUACCGAAACACAUGAUCUCAAAGCAUUCGAGGGUAGGAAAGAAGAUGAGCAAUUCAGAUAUACAGACACCCAUGUGCUAGAACGAGAUAGAGGCAUUUCAAUAAGAUGUUCUCCCAUAUCGCUGUUACUACAGAAUGGUAAAGGAAAAUCACACUUAUUUAAUAUUAUCGACACACCGGGUCAUGUUGAUUUCAUUGACGAGGUGGCUGUGGCAGCUCGACUUGUGGAUGGAAUGGUAGUCGUGGUAGAUGUCAUCGAAGGAUUGCAAAUCAACACUCGACAAGUAUUACAGCAUAUUGUACAAGAGGGUUUGUCGUUCGUUGUGGUCAUCAACAAGAUUGAUCGAUUAAUCCUCGACCUGAAACUACCACCUGUUGACGCGUAUUAUAAGAUCCUGCAUGUUCUUGACACUAUCAACGAUUUUCUCAAAACUAUAUCGCCAUUAGACCCCAAGGUUGUAUCUCCACACAAGGGCAACGUUGUAUUUUCAUCGGCAUCCAUGGAAUGGUGUUUUACCGUCAAGUCGUUUGCAGCUAUGUACAGUACACGAUCCAGCCUCAAAACUCCACUUGAUGUGGAUGAGUUUUCUAAACGUCUAUGGGGCAAUAUUUAUUACAACCCAGAAAGCAAGAAAUUCACAAGAAAGAAUCUUGAUUCUCAGGGAACUCUUACUUUCGUACAUUUCAUUCUUCUCCCUCUGUAUAAGAUCUAUGGUCAAGUUAUUGGUGAAAGUGCGGAAGAUUUACAAAAGACCCUAUCUGAGCUAAGCAUUCAUCUGAAACCUUUUGUGUACAAAAUGAAUAGCAAACCAUUAUUAAAGAUUGUCUGCAAGGAGUUUUUCGGCACUUCUUCUGCCUUGGUUGACUCUAUUUUGGCAUGUAUUCCCUCACCGGUUGAAGGUGCCAAAAGAAAAAUUCAACGCACCUAUACAGGCCCACAACAGGACUCUAAACUGGUGGAAUCUAUGUAUACCUGUAACCAAGAUGGACCUUUGGCUGUUAAUGUUGCCAAAUUAUUCACCAGUUCUGACGGAUCUGAAACUUUUGCUCUCGGUAGGGUCAUCAGUGGCACGCUUAAUGUCGGCGACGAGGUGCGUGUUUUGGGUGACAAUUAUACUUUGGAAGAUGAGGAGGACAUGGCUGUUAAUAGAGUAUCUGAGCUAUGGAUUCCAAAUACUAGAUACAAAGUAGCGGUCAACGCAGUACCUGCCGGUAAUUGGGUGUUGAUAGGUGGUGUUGAUUCAUUAAUCGUCAAAACAGCUACUUUAGUUUCAACACAGCUAGAUGAAGAUGCAUACAUUUUCCAGCCAAUAAAAUAUGUGGCUCAGACUAUCUUCAAGGUGGCAGUCGAACCAGUCAACCCGUCCGAGUUGCCUAAAUUAUUAGACGGAUUACGAAAAGUUACCAAAACCUAUUCUUUACUACAGACAAAAGUAGAAGAGUCUGGUGAGCAUGUUUUACUAGCCAGCGGAGAGAUGUACAUGGAUUGCGUACUACAUGAUCUUCGUCUACUGUAUACUGAAAUGAACAUCAAAGUUUCUGAUCCUGUAACCAGGUUUUCUGAGACUUGUGUAGAAACCUCUGCAAUCAAAGCAUUCACCGAAACGCCCAACAAGCGCAGCAAGAUAACGAUAAUUGCAGAACCUCUGGAAAAAGGUAUCGCAGAAGAUAUUGAAGCAGGCAAGAUCAAAAUCAACGAGUGGCCUGCUCGAAAAGUGGGAAAGUACUUCCAGGAGAACUUUCAAUGGGAUGCACUUUCUGCUAGAUCAAUUUGGGCAUUUGGUCCUGAUAAUCUCGGACCCAAUAUUCUCUUGGAUGACACGUUACCGGAUGAAGUAGAUAAGAAUCUCUUAAACGCUGUCAGUGGGUCGAUAAAGCAGGGAUUCCGUUGGAGUACGAGAGAGGGUCCAUUAUGUGAAGAGCCUAUUAGAAGCACGAAAUUCAGAAUUCUCGACGCAGUUUUGUCUGAUGAGCUUUACACCAGAGGUGGUGCUCAGAUAAUUACGACAGCACGUCGGGCUUGUUACUCGUCAUUUUUACUAGCGGCACCACGGUUGCUAGAGCCCAUUUACUUAUGUAAUGUCACAUGUCCUGGAGAUGCCGUUGCAGCUGUUUAUGGCUUAUUACGACGAAGAAGAGGUGAGGUAUUAUCAGAUUCAGCUAUUCCUGGUACUCCUUUGUACCUUGUGGAGGGUGUGAUUCCCGUCAUCGACUCCUUUGGUUUUGAAACAGAUUUAAGAGUUGCUACUAGAGGACGAGCAUUUGUUUCACUUGUAUUCGACCAAUGGCAAAUCGUUCCUGGUGACCCUCUUGACAGAGAACAGGUCACAAAACCUCUCACCCCCGCCUUGCCAACUGCUUUAGCAAGGGACUUUGUUCUAAAGACCAGACGGCGGAAGGGUCUUAGCGAGGAGCCUACAAUAGAUAAAUAUCUCGAUGAGAGCGUGCUUGAGUCAUUGCGAGAUUCUGGUCUUAUAGAUAGAUUUUAG
This is a messenger RNA of Sugiyamaella lignohabitans, 2805 nucleotides long. RefSeq names its product U5 snRNP GTPase SNU114 (gene SNU114). The transcript has a single exon. Gene Ontology annotation, biological process: mRNA splicing, via spliceosome. Bases 1 to 2805 code for a protein of 934 amino acids. Gene Ontology annotation, cellular component: U2-type catalytic step 2 spliceosome; cytosol; U4/U6 x U5 tri-snRNP complex. Gene Ontology annotation, molecular function: U5 snRNA binding; GTPase activity; translation elongation factor activity. The record is from RefSeq and is a predicted model, not a curated record. Lineage: Eukaryota; Fungi; Ascomycota; Dipodascomycetes; Dipodascales; Trichomonascaceae.